AUUCCAAAGGAAUUAGGUAAGCUGACGUUUUUGUUUGAGCUCUACCUAGACAAUAAUAGAUUUUCUGGACAAGUUCCUUACAAUUUUGGGAUGCUAUCAAAUCUAGAGAAACUUAAUCUCGCUAAAAAUAGUCUAAGUGGCCUUAUUCCUGACCUAGGGAAUUGUAAAAAACUUUUUGUCUUGAAUUUGAGCAACAAUCACUUAAGCAAAAAUAUCCCACUUGAAAUUGGCAAUUUGCAAUAUCUCCAAAAUCUUGAUCUUAGCAAAAAUUUUCUAAUAGGAGAGAUACCACAACAACUUGGAGAUUUGAAAAUGUUAGAAAUCUUGAAUCUUUCCCAUAAUGCACUCUCUAGCAAUAUUCCAUCCAAUUUUGAUCAAUUGUUAGGCUUGACCUCCAUUGAUUUGUCGUACAAUCAAUUGGAGGGUCCUAUUCCAAAUUUCAAUGCAUUUCGUGAUGCACCUAUAAAAGUAUUUAGAAAUAAUAAGGGCUUGUGUGGCAAUGCCACAGGAUUGAAAGCUUGCCUUUCUACAAUUAGCCACAAUCCUCUUGUUAAAAAGUGGAAUAAAGUUAUGACACUGAUUUUUGUCCUUUUGGGCAUUGUCUUACUUAUAUUUAUCAUUGUUGGAAUCACAUUAUAUAUUCGCUCAAGAGAGACAAAGACAGAAAUUAAACCAAAAGAAGCAAAACAUCAAAAUAUGUUUGUAGUAUGGAGCUAUGAUGGGAAAAUGGUUUAUGAAAACAUUAUUGAAGCAACGGAGAAUUUUGACGAAAAACAUUGUAUUGGAGUAGGCGGGUAUGGAAUUGUUUAUAAAGCUAAACUACCAACAGGUGAAGUUUUUGCUGUGAAGAAACUUCAUGCACUCUCUGAAGACAAUGUGAUCAAUCUAAAAGCUUUCACCAAUGAGAUACGUAGUCUAACUGAAAUACGACAUUGCAACAUUGUGAAACUUCAUGGUUUUUGCUCACAUCCACGACACUUGCUUUUAGUUUAUGAGUUCUUGGAUGGUGGGAGCUUGGAAAAGAUACUAAACAGUGAUGAAUUAGCACCAAACUUUAAUUGGGUUAAAAGGGUAAAUGUUGUCAAAGGUGUGGCAAGUGCUCUGUCUUAUAUGCAUAAUGACUGCUCACAUCCAAUAAUUCAUCGUGACAUAUCAAGCAAGAAUGUUCUAUUAGAUUCGGAGUAUGAAGCUCAUGUCUGUGACUUUGGCAUAGCUAGGAUUAUGAGUUCUGACACAUCUUAUUGGACUUCAUUCGUUGGCACCUUUGGAUACAUUGCUCCAGAACAUGCUUACACAAUGGAAGUAAGUGAAAAGUGUGACGUUUAUAGCUUUGGAGUAGUCACAUUAGAAGUAAUUAUGGGAAGGCAUCCGAGUGAUUUGAUCUCAUCAUUUCUAUCAACCUCAUUUGCAUCAUUGGCCUAUGAUGUGCUGUUAAAAGAUGUAUUGGAUCAAUGGCUUGCGCUGCCUACUGGGCAAGUUGCGGACAAGGUGGUUUUAGUGGCAAAAAUAGCAUUGGCAUGCUUGCACACCAGUCCACAUUCUCAUCCAACCAUGCAACAAAUUUAUCAAAAGCUAUCAACUUGGAAAUCCCCGUUCACAAAGCCUUUGCGCAUGAUCACAUUAAGGGAGCUCAUUGAUCUCGAAAAUUUGAAGUAA
Molecule: messenger RNA, 1656 nt
Organism: Quercus robur (English oak)
Lineage: Eukaryota; Viridiplantae; Streptophyta; Magnoliopsida; Fagales; Fagaceae
Product: MDIS1-interacting receptor like kinase 2-like
Exons: 2
Coding region: 91-1656 (521 amino acids)
Biological process (GO): protein phosphorylation
Molecular function (GO): ATP binding; protein kinase activity; protein binding
Source: RefSeq, a predicted model, not a curated record